AUGAAUGUUGCGUCACCAAAAGGUGACGACGUUUACAAGUAUGCAACUUCAAGAAGGCUACUGUAUGUAUUCAUGCUAACUGCAUUUGAACCGCUCCCGGCUCGAUACUUCUGGCAGCGAAUCAAGCUGUAUGAGACAUUGACAUAUAAUCAUAAGUUCAAUCAGUUGAUCAUUGAGACAACAGAAGCGUUUGAGUCGUUUCUAAGAGGUAUUGGGGAGAAGGAGGCGGUGACGAGAGCGGUGAAUAAGGUAAUGAGUGGUCGAGAGACAGACAAAGGCUGUUGGAGAUGUGGUCUGGACGUGGAGGUUGAGGAUAUUGAAGAGAAGACAAUUAUUUGCGUGUAUCGGUUGAAGCAAAUUAUGGAUGGAGCACGAGCUAAAAUGACGCACAACAAGAAGCGGGGGGACAGGAAAAGAAAGGCGAAGGAGGUAACGGCUCAGAAGAAGGCAUAA
This is a messenger RNA of Cylindrotheca closterium, 453 nucleotides long. The record is from the annotation of a GenBank genome assembly. Lineage: Eukaryota; Bacillariophyta; Bacillariophyceae; Bacillariales; Bacillariaceae.